Messenger RNA from Neodiprion virginianus, 2378 nucleotides. Its product is annotated as heat shock factor 2-binding protein-like. Lineage: Eukaryota; Metazoa; Arthropoda; Insecta; Hymenoptera; Diprionidae. The transcript has 6 exons. The record is from RefSeq and is a predicted model, not a curated record. Gene Ontology annotation, cellular component: cytosol. Bases 644 to 1456 code for a protein of 270 amino acids.
AUGGCCAAUAGUGUAAACAUGGCCAGUAGCCCGUGUUUGUAAAAGUCUGUAAGGAAUUGGUAGAAGCUUGUAGCAACUUUGCAAAAUCUCGUAUCGGUGUAUACUGAAUUAACCUUAAUGUCUCAAAUAGGAGAUAGUCUUUGUAAGCCCGAGGUUAUGGAAGAACAGGAACAAUUCUUAUUUACAUAUGACGAAAUCGGCACCGUUCUGAGAACGGUCGGACGUAAUUUGAAUAACUUUACGGUGGAUUGUUCGGCGAGUACUACCAUGGCUGAUCCAUACCCUGGAGAAGAUGGGGCAGAAGUGACGUCUCGAACUCUCGGUUUGAAAGAUGAUGUUACUGCAAUGUUUGGACCUCAGGCUGUAUUCAAGAAAGGAGUGGAUAGCUAUGACAAUGUAGAACCUUUGUACAACGAACUAUACAAACGGUGGCUCGAGCAACGGGACCAAUUGGAGCAAGCACAGGAAGAGAUUAUCAGACUGAGGAAUCAAGUAAUUGAUUCCAGGUUGAGUUACCAGCAUUGAAGAAGAGUCUAGGAUUGAUUAAUCUGACGACAGUGAUGAGAAAAAAUGCUUGUGCAACCAUUCAUGGUGAUAUAUGACUGUUUUAAGGUUACAUCUCCGGUUACACCUGUUCUAGGUAAUGCAUCAAAGUACAUUUUGUGCCAGCCUUGGAGCUGUGCUAGGAAAUUUGGUAUGGCAUGCGUCCCGCUUUCCUCAUGUUGUAGAAUUAUGGCUAUCCAAGUUUCAGGCAAAACUUGGGGAGUUCUUGUGCAUUGUAAAUGGAACCUUCGUUUCCUUUAUAAACACGUAUGGUUCUGUAUUUCCCUCUGAAAACAGCGAUGAGUUUCAAUUUGUAAAGGGUCUCUGUGGUAUCGUGACAAAUCUAUCGGCAAGCCCUGGAGGUCGUCAGUUUUUGGUUACACAUCCAAAUGGAAAAAAUUUGCUGCAGAAGAUGGUAAAACUGAUGCCUGUGGUACCGUUACCUACGGGCAACUCGUUAGCAAGAUUGAUCUUGAUGCUUUUGUACAAUGUCAGUAUAAAUAAAUCAGGCCUGCAAUAUUUGAUAGAACUUCGUAUCUGUCAAAUACUUGGCCCAUACCUCAGUGAUUCAAUUUCGGCUGAACUGAAGCACCUCUCCUUGCGACUACUGCAAUCUAUUACCUUCGAGCUUAGAGAUGAAUUGACCAUUGAUGAUAUUCUAACGAAAGUCACUGUAACAAGAAUUCAAGAACUUGUAAAAACAGAAACGGAAAUAGUUUCAUCAAUUGCCAAAGAGGUCAUUUUAAAUCUCAAAAACUGCCAAUCUUCUCUCAUCUAUGACGGACGUUUUUGUCAAGAUCGACUCGAUAAGCGGACCUGGGGCCGUAUAAAACCGUAUCAGCGAUCCGGUAGCUUUUUCAUUUACGGAACCCGUUCAAUACGCAAACCCAUAAGACAGACAAAACCUCAUUAGGGUUACCGUCUUUAACAGUUUUCAGUCAACGUAUUGUCCCUGUCGGGCUACCAGCAUCAAUGUUUGAGGCUAUAAAGUUUCUUAGAAAGAGGGAUCUGCACAUGUUAUCUAGUGGAAGAUCAGUUUAUGACUAAUUAAAAUAACUACGAAUUGUAAUUUCAAUUGUACAAAUAGGAAAGUAACAUCACUUGAUUCAGAGACUGAACUAAAGUUAACUAAAAUAUUUAAGAUUAAUGUGAAUAAUGAAAAAUUUGAUAAAAAUUUACCAACAUUAAGAUACACUAUGUCAGGCGCGUAUCAUACAACUAGAGACAGGUAAAUCUUAAAGGCCAAGGCCCGCUGUUGCGGAACAGCGCGGAUCCACACAACACUGAACGGUGUCGCACGGUACGGAACUUUUAAUGUAACACAGUAAUAAGACCGUUAGGCGCACAACGGUAUAGUCCAUUCCGUUAUAACUCACAUGCAUGAGACCAAAGAUUUCAUGCGAUUACUAUCCGCAGCGGAUCCCAAUAAUGGAAGAUAAAUCCGUGAAUCAAUCCUUUUCUGAAGAUUUCGGUUUGAAAUUGAUUAAAAAAAAAAAAAAUGUAUAUCAUGCCAGGUUCAAUUCCUAUUGAUUCCUAUGAAUCUGAAAUGUUCAAAAACGGGAUUCACCGAUUUAUCAUCGAUUAUUGCGAUCAGCUGUGAAUAGUAAUCGUCAAAAACCUGGUCUCAUACAAGUGCGAGUUAUAGUGGAAUUAUAUCGUUUUACGCUUAACGGUCUCAUUACUGCAUUACACUAAAACUUCCAUACCGUGCGGCGCCGUUCCGUUCCGAGCGGGUCCGCGAUGUUCUGCAACGAUGGGCGUUGGAUUUAAUACUACUCAUGUUGUCAGUUACCAGUACAUGUUUUUGAACUCGUAUUGUGAGAGAAAACUGAUUA